UUCACAAUAACGGGUGUUUGGAGCUCAGAGCGGCCAGAGGAGCUUCGACCUUCCCGGAGAACGAAGCUCUCCGACGGUUAACAAACCUCCGAUGGGAACCUCCGGCUCCAGCUGAAGGUCUGAGGACUCGGUAAAAAUCCGGUUUAACGGCAGAAAUGAGGCUUUUUCUGCUGCUGCUGGUCGCUCUGCGCGUCCCGGAGCUCCACGGGAUCUUUGACGGAGUCUGUCCGAGAAAAGCCAGGAGGAAGUACGUGUUUAUGUCGCCAUGUCUGUUGUUCUGGAUUCAGGCUGUGACAACUGCUUUUAUUUUGAUGUCCAUGAAUAUCUUAUUUAAGUUUACAGAUCCUCCUGCUGGUGCGCUGGUUUUACCUCCGGGCAGCGAGCUGUUUCUGACCUGCAGCGGUCACAUAAAGGUGGACGGAGUAAAGGUCAGCCUGUCCAGAAACACAUCGAACACCAGACAAAGCUUUCCGGGCGUCAUCACAACAACUCAAAAAGUAAUAAGCAACGGUGCAACUAAAACUUCAGAGGCUGCACCAGGAGAAAACAGAAGAUUUACUGAUCCUGGACACACAGAUUCCCCUGAUGUGGUUCAUCCAACCAGCAGCAGAAGGCUGAAGGCUGACUCUGACUGGGAGGAUGAAGAAAUGGACUAUGAGGAUGAGGAAGGAGGAGGAAGGGUCACGAGAGGCAUCAAAUCGAGGCCUCAGUGGAAGUGGAAUAAGAGCUUGGUGGGGUCAGGGGAUAAAGACUGGGGAGAUUUUACAUUUGGAAGGAGUGGGGCGACUCUAACUCUGACCUCAGUCAGGCUGGAAGACUCGGGAAAAUACAGCUGCCAUCACAGAGGACGAGAAAAGUUCGCAGUGAAAGUUAUUGUUGCAGAGCCUCUGGAAAGUCCCGUUCUGAUCUGCUACAAAAGGUCACCCAGCAGCAAAAUCCGCUGCGAAGGGAGACCUCAGAAGUCCGUCAUUAAACAGCCUCGGUGUUCCCUCUUUCUGAGCAAAGGUACGAUAAAGAAUUUCCGUCAGUUACCGUGCACGUACUCGUACCAGCAUUCCCGCUGCUGGUGCGCUCUGGACCACGUGGACGACGACAUACGAAGCCUCCACAUGGCCUUCCUGUGUCUCACAAGCAUCACGGGAAACGUCACCAGCAACCUGCUGCAGUUUACGCCGCUGAGAAUCCUGACUCCGGAUCCUCCUUCAAAUGUGUCCGUCCACCAGAAGGAAGGACAGCAGACGAAGAUGGCGGUCACUUGGAAUUUGCCGGCGUCCUGGAAGCAACAAGACAGCCACUAUCACCUCAAAUAUGAGCUCAAAUACCAACCUUCAAAGUCCUCGUUUUAUAAUGAACAGGUAAGAGAAAUUGAAAACCGGCGCUCCUACACCAUCACCGAUGCAAUGCCUGGCGUCGAGUACCAGAUACAGCUCAGAGCGAAGGAUGAGUUCGAUGGUCGAUGGAGCAACUGGAGUCCACCUUAUUACGCCAGGAGCUGGACAACUGCAAGCACACUGAUGGACGAUCUGAGCACCACAAUGCUAUCUGACACGAUCGAAGGCACAGGUUCUGGUGCAGAAUGGGAGUUUGAAGAAACAGUUUCCCCGACUGAACCAGGCUUUGCCAUGGAGGUGUCUCAUCAUGUUCUCUGGAUCUUUGCUGUAUUUGCCUUCUUCUGCAUCAUUUUGGGUGCUUACAUUUUCAGACACAGGGACAGGUUCAUGUCUAAACUCCACAACCACAGCAUCAUCGUUCGCUACCAUGACUCAUCUCCUCCUCCCACUUUGGCUCCGGCGGCUCCAGAAGUUCAGGUCCUGAUGACGUUUUCUCCGCCGAUUCGCAAGGAACAAGCGGGAAGUGACGCAGAAGAAGGAGAAGAAGAAGAAAAUGAGGAAGAAGAGACCGCGAGGGAGGCGAUGGACUCCAUGCACUUCAACAACACCAGUUACUUCUUGCUGCAGAGGGAGUGAAGCUCGCCCAGAAAAGGGGAAAAAACAGCCAAAAACUGUCUUGUUGUUGGGAUAUUUGCUACUUCAGAGCCAGUGUUACAGAUGAUAAGAUGGAAAAAGACUUUUCUAAUGAGCUUCUGUUGGAUGGAAGCUCAAGAAAAACUUCUAUAGUCUGUCCCUUGAACGCUCUAACUCUAUCUCAAGUGUAAAAUACCUCAUAAAGACUUUAUUUUUUUGUGUUAAGAGUUGUCUUUUAGCUUCUCUGUCCUUCACCUGUGGCAAUUUAACAUGUUUCAACUGUAGACUACAUGUAGGCCUCAUAGUCGGCCGGUUUCUAGCACAAAACCUCAUGUUCCGUUUGUAUAUAUUACUAAAGUUUAGCAAGUAUCAUGUCUUGUUUUUUUCAGUUUCUACAUGUUCUUCAGUGUAAGUACUUGCAGGGGACACAUUCAGCAGGAAGUCUGGGUUCUCCUUCAGGAUAUUUUUAGUGUAAAACACUUAACUUGCAGCAUUUUGGUGAAAUUUUAUUCACCAAUUUGUGACUUUUCUGCAUCAAUUUAUGAUGAAAAUGGUGGAAAGUUCAGGCGAACUCAAAAAAUAUGGGCUCUCAGGCAUUCUGUAUCGCUUUCUGUGGGAUUUUAUGCACCAUUUUGUGCCUUUUCUGCAUCAGUUUGAGGUGAAAAUGGUGAAAAAUUCAGCUGAAAUUAAAAAUCUAAUGAAAUCUAAUGACUUUAUAAAGGCUGUCAGACAUUCUGUAUUGCUUUCUGGUGAAUUUUAUGCAUCAAUUUAUGUCUUUUCUGCCUCAGUUUUAGGUGAAAAUAGUGGAACAUUCGGGUGAACUACAAAAACAACGGAAUAUAAUGGCUUUAUGAAUGCUCUUGGGCAUUCUGUACUGCAUCGUGGUGAAUUUAAGGCACCACUUAGUGCAUUUUCUGCAUCAAUUUGUGGAGGAAAUGGUGGAAAAAGCAGCUGAAUUAAGACUAUAAUGGAAUAUAAUGGCUUUAUUAAGGCUCUAAGACAUUCUGUAUUGCAUUCUAGUGAAUAUUUUUGCAUUAAUUUGUGACUUCUCUGUAAAGAUUUUAGGUGGAAAUGAUGGAAAAGUCAGGUGAAAUUCAAAUAUAAUGGGAUAUAAUGGCUUUAUAAAGGAUAUCAGGCAUUCUGCAUUGCUUUCUGGUGAAUUUUAUGCGGUAAACUAUGACUUUUCUGCAAAGAUUUUAGGUGGAAAUGGUGGAAAGUUCUGCUGAAUUUAAAGGUAUAAUGGAAUAUAAUGGCUUUAUCAAGGCUCUCAGACAUUCUGUAUUGCAUUCUGGUGAAUUUUAUGCACCAAUUUGUGCCUUUUAUGCAUCAGUUUGUGGGGGAAGUAGUGGAAGGAUCAGAUGAAAAUCAUGGCUGUAUAAAGGCUCUGAGGCAUUCUGUACCAUUUUCUGUGAAAUUUCAUGCACCAAUUUGUGCCUUUUUUGCAUCAAUUUAUAUUUUAUUGUCUUUAUUUAUUGUGGAAUAAACACAGACUUCAAAUGCCAGCUAAUAAAUGUAAAAUAUAACAGAAUGUAAUGCAGUGAAACUUCUCCUGUAGAUUAACUUUCCUCAUUAAAUGUACUUCCUGAUGAGUCACCACACGGAGAUAGCUGUUUUUUUCAGAAUAAAAGUCCUCUAUUUUUUUUUUUUUUUUAUGUUUUUACUGGGUUGGAAGAUAAAUGCAGAUGUUUCUUAAUUAAUUAGGCUGAAAAUCUACAUCUAUGUUGAAAGUCAAAAACAAGCUAGAGUUUCAUGUGUUUUCUGUGGUUUAAUUGUUAUAUUUAUGAUGGUUUCUGGGAAUAUUAACUGAUGUGUCAUGUGUCGUCAGAUGCUUCAUCAACUUUAUCCCAAGGCUUUGUCUUUAAAAGAAAUUCUUGUAUUAAAAAUUGUUUAAGAUA
Messenger RNA from Amphiprion ocellaris (clown anemonefish), 3859 nucleotides. It is a transcript of the gene il6r, whose product is annotated as interleukin 6 receptor. The record is from RefSeq and is a predicted model, not a curated record. Gene Ontology annotation, molecular function: protein binding; cytokine receptor activity. The transcript is spliced from 11 exons. Gene Ontology annotation, cellular component: membrane; external side of plasma membrane. Bases 156 to 1967 code for a protein of 603 amino acids. Gene Ontology annotation, biological process: cytokine-mediated signaling pathway. NCBI's taxonomy places the organism in Eukaryota, Metazoa, Chordata, Actinopteri, Pomacentridae.